Molecule: messenger RNA, 2350 nt
Organism: Gossypium arboreum
Lineage: Eukaryota; Viridiplantae; Streptophyta; Magnoliopsida; Malvales; Malvaceae
Product: pentatricopeptide repeat-containing protein At1g08610-like
Exons: 2
Coding region: 315-2102 (595 amino acids)
Molecular function (GO): protein binding
Source: RefSeq, a predicted model, not a curated record
UGAACCCUAGUUAAUUGACGUGACUCCUCCAACCUCAUCAACAGAACUAAACCAAAUGAACCCGUUGCCUUUUCCAUGUCUAUAAACAAACAACGUUACUAGAGUUUUUCUUCGUCAAUUCCUUCUUAAAGUUUAGGCUUUGAAUUUGUAUCCAGGUUUGAUGCUUGUUCUCCAUUUGACGGGUGCAGAAAGUAGGAGCAUUACUUGCCUGGAAUUUGAAUUUUGGCCAGAAACCAUGAAAUAAGGACUUAAGGAUUUGUUUGUUUCUGCCUGGAAUUGAUCUGAGUUGAGUUUGAUUGAUUGGAUAGAGGAAGAUGGGAUACACAGUUACUCUUCACAACCAUUCGGUUGAGAUUUGCCGUUCUCAUUGUUUGCAGUGGGGUUUGAAACAACCUGGAACAGGUUGUAGCUCUCUGAAGUGCUCGAUUGUAAACAUACCUACUUCUAAUUUAACAUGUUCGGUCAAUUUUAGUAGCACAAUUCACUCUUGCUUGCCGUGGAAGGUCGAUAAUGGUUCAGAAAGAGAGGUGGUAUCGUUAGUGUGCCAAGGACUGCAGAGAAGUGUUUGUAUUGACAAAGAUGAAUUUGAUCAGGAUGAAUGCUGGGGUUCAGAAGAUCAGAAUGUGAGUGUUAAGGGAAAAUUCAAAGAGCAAAUAAAUUUGAAAAAGGUUCCGAAUUCUUUGAUGGCUGCUUUAGAUGGACGUUUUGUUAGAAAUGAUGAGGAAACAAACAAUGAUAUUCUUCAACGGUUCUGUAGCAAUGGAAAACUAAAUGAUGCAUCACGGUUGAUAGAAAUUAUGGCACGUCAGAAUCAAAUUCCACAUUUCCCUUCUUGCAUAAACUUAAUAAGGGGCUUUGUAAAAGUAGGCGAACUCGAUAAAGCCAGCAGAGUUCUUCAGAUUAUGAUAAUGUCUGGUGGGAUCCCUGAUAAUAUUACGUAUAAUAUGAUGGUUCGUGGUCUUUGUAAGAGAGGACGGAUGCGAUCUGCUAUUGACCUUUUGGAAGACAUGAGCUUGAGUGGUUGCCCACCGGAUGUGAUUACGUACAAUACAAUAAUACGCAGCAUGUUUGAUCAUGGUAUUUUUGAUCAGGCCGUUGGGUUUUGGAAGGAUCAAUUGAGGAAGGGAUGUCCCCCAUAUCUAAUCACCUAUACCAUUCUCAUUGAGCUAGUCUGCAGGCAUUGUGGAAUUGCUCGGGCAAUGGAAGUAUUGCAUGAUAUGGCAAUAGAAGGUUGCUAUCCCGACAUCGUUACUUACAAUUCACUGGUUAAUUUAUCUUGUAAACAGGGAAAACACGAGGAUGCUGCUUUAGUCGUUUACAGUAUUAUAUCUCAUGGCAUGGAGCCGAAUGCCGUAACAUACAAUACCCUUAUCCAUUCUCUCUGUAAUCACGGUUAUUGGAAUGAAGUUGAUGAGAUACUUGUAAUCAUGAAGGAAACUUUGCAUCCUCCAACCGUGGUUACUUACAAUAUAUUGAUCAAUGGUUUGUGUAAAUAUGGACUUUUGGACCGUGCCAUCAAAUUCUUCGAUCAAAUGGUUUCUCAAAACUGUUCCCCGGACAUUGUUACUUACAAUACGCUGCUUGGCGCUCUUUCUAAAGAAGGAAUGGCAGAAGAGGCUCUUCAAUUACUUCAAUUUUUAAGUGGGAGCAGCUGUUCCCCAGGUUUGAUAACUUAUAACACUGUGAUCGACGGAUUUACUAGAACUGGUGAUAUGGAGAAAGCAAUGGAAUUAUAUAAUCGGAUGUCAGAGGAAGGGAUCAGUCCUGACGACAUAACUCAUCGUUGCUUAGUUUGGGGAUUUUGCAGGUCCAAUCAAGUAGAGAGAGCUGUAGGGAUACUGAAGGUGAUGGCGGAGCAGAAACACAGGGUCGGAGCUAGUGGUUAUAAAGUGGUGAUACAUGGGUUGUGUAAAGACGGUAAGGUAGAUUUGGCGAUACAAGUGCUGGAAAUGAUGGUCUCGAGUCGGAGUAAACCCGACGAUACGAUUUAUUCGACUGUAAUCAAAGGUAUAGCAGAUGCUGGAAUGAAAGAAGAAGCUAACAAGCUGCAUCAAAAGUUGAGGGAAUGGAAUGUUUCCAGAGAAGGGAAACAAUUGAGUUAAAAAGAGCUAGAUUCUAUGGAUUUUGAUAGCCAGAGCUAUUGGCUUAAGAGUUUUUUCCAAUGCCCUUCUGUUUAAGUUGCUCGCUUACAUGAUCUCCUAUUGGCUUGUAUUGUUGUUUUAGUGGACUGCUUUUAGUUUAAAUCCCAGAAUCGGAAUGAGUGUUAGAUAUGUGUCCAACAAUAGCCUUUCAAAAUUAGGAUUUCAAAAAUAAUGUAAAAAAUUUAGUAAAUUCGUGAUAGUUUUUAAAA